AUGGCCGAUGAAUAUAAAGUCGCAUCAGACGACGACGACCCUUCUCUCAACAGCGAAAAGGAUAGACAUUCGGACGAUGAACCUGGUAACCCUGCCAAAAAUGAAGCAAAACCUCGCAAGGUUACAGAACGACGACGAGCCGACAUCAGUCACUUCCAUCAAUGGGCGCGAGAUGAGCAGCUGCGACGGAACAGAUCGGCCCUCAGUGCAGCGACCAGUGGCUCCAGAUCUGCAUCCUGGCUCGAUACCGUUAACACGGCCCACAACAGGAUCAUCGACAGCCCCAGAGAGUAUCAGGUCGAACUCCUUGAGAGGGCCAAGGAGAAGAACAUCAUUGCAGUUCUAGCCACAGGGUCUGGCAAAACUCUCAUUGCAGCAAUGCUCAUCCGUCACAUUAUAGAGCAGGAGCUCGUGGAUCGUGAUGCGAAGAGAACUCCCCGUAUAUGCUUCUUCCUGGUUGACAAGGUCUCACUCGUGCUUCAACAACACAAGGUGUUGAAAGAUAAUCUCGACCACAAUGUCAGCAUGUUACACGGCGACUUUGCCGGUGCCAUCUCGACACAUAGCUACUGGAGGCAACAGUUGGAUGGAAAUAUGGCCAUAGUCUGCACGGCGGCCAUUCUCCUGAAUUGUUUGCACUAUUCUUACAUCACAAUGGAUCAAAUCAACCUCCUCAUAUUUGACGAGGCGCACCACACUAAGAAGAACCAUCCAUAUGCAAGAAUUAUCAAGGACUUCUACGCCAAGGUAGAGGAAGAUGGCCACAGGCGGCCCCGUAUUUUCGGAAUGACGGCGUCACCGAUUGAUGCAAAGACUGACCUUGCUACGGCUGCGGCUCAACUGGAAGGCCUUCUGCAAAGCGAAAUAGCCACCGUUGCCGAUCCUUCAAUCAUGAAACAGAAGCGGAUCCUCGACACACGAGUCGAAGAACUCGUUGAGUAUGGACUGGCACCCUUCACAUUUGAGACGGCACUGUGGCAGAGGCUCAACGCACUCGUCGGGGAGAACAAGGCCUUUACGAAGCUUUUCACCUUCUCCAAGGAGUGCACAAGGGAUCUUGGACGUUGGUGUUCUGAUAGAAUGUGGCAAUUAUGCCUGACGCCUGAAGAGAUAUUGAAGAUCAAGGCGAGGGCGGAGAGAGACCUCAUGGGGAGCAACGUGGAACGGCCAAUGGCCUUCAUCGAUGCCACAACAACCGCCAUUCAAGACGCUCACGAAGUCAUUCUCAACCACUCACUUGCUGAGCCUCAACUUACUUAUGAGUACUUGUCCCACAAGGUCAUUUCUCUCAUCGGCAUCUUUCGGAAGCACUUCAAUCCCUUCACCGACAAAUGCAUUGUUUUCGUCGAGCAGCGUCUUACCGCCAAUCUACUGGCAGAUUUGUUGAAGCACCCUAGCUUGGGAUUGAGCUUUGUAAAGCCUGGUGCAUUGGUGGGCUCUGGUAAUGGAGAGACAGGUGAGCAGCUGGGCAUGUCCUACAAACAUCAAUUGUUGGCGGUGAAGCAAUUCCGUGAUGGUGAGCUGAACUGUCUCCUUGCUACCAGUAUUGCAGAGGAAGGCCUCGACAUUCCCGAUUGCAACAUGAUCAUUCGAUUUGACCUGUACAAUACUAUGAUCCAGUACAUUCAGUCCAAGGGUCGCGCCCGCAAAAAGGACUCGAAAUACUUCCAUAUGGUCGAGAUUGGAAACCAAGAAAAUAUCCAGAGAGUACUCGACAACCAGGAAAAGGAAGACAGACUCCGUGACUUUUGUCUUGCGUUGCCAGAGGACCGUCAGCUCAGGGGAAAUGAUUUCGACAUGGACUAUUUUCUAUCCAAAGAGAAGUCUCACCGGGCUUACGUCAUCCCGUCCACCGGGGCUAAGCUGACCUAUAAGAUCAGUAUCUCAGUUCUUGCUUCAUUUGUUGCGUCACUAGAAUGUCCCCCCGACGUCUACCCGUUAGCAGAGUACGUUGUGAAGAGCGUCGGCAGCGAGUUCCAGGGCGAGGUCAUCCUGCCUGAUGGUGCUCCAAUCAAGAGCGCACUGGGACGCCGAGCUGGCUCCAAACAGAUUGCAAAAUGUUCAGCAGCUUUCGAAAUGUGCCUAAAGUUAAGAAAGGAGAAGGCCAUCGAUGAACAUCUGCAGUCAACCUUCAAAAAGUGGCUUCCAACCAUGCGGAACGCGCAUCUUGCCAUUAGUUCAAAGAAGAAAACCGAGUACAAUAUGAGAAUCAAACCGGAUAUCUGGUCUCAUCGUGGUUUUCCAGAGACGCUGUUCGUCGCGGUAUUGAAGCUACUAAGCCCAGCAGCCCUGGGACAAUCUUCACGUCCGCUUGCCAUCCUGACCCGGAAACCUCUGCCUCGACUCAAUAGGUUCCCUCUGUUUUUCGGCAAUCACAGUAGCUCACUAACAGAAUGUGUGUCUCUCUCUUCUACCAUGGCAACCUCGGCCGACGACGUCAGAGAGUUCACCGAGUUCACCUUGAGGAUGUUCAAGGAUGUAUUCAGUAAAGAAUAUAAGUCGGAGCCGGAGAAGUUGCCGUACUACAUUGCGCCAGUGCAAAAGGAGCACGAGUUCGACCUCGAAUGCAUUGACGAUGCACGCCCUCUACUCGACUGGGAAUGUCUUCACAUGCUCCGAAAAACCGGUGACUUAAAUUGGGAAGGUCAGUCCGAUGAUAUCUGGAAGGACAGGUUCGUCACGGACCCGCAUGACGGCUCACGCAAAUUCUAUACGUUUGGUCGAAAGGAAGGCAUCCAGCCCACGGAUCCUCAAGUGCCAGGGGCCUGUAGAACCAACGGCAAGAGAAAAAAGGGUGGCAAUAACAUGCCAGAUGACAUAUGGAAUUAUAGCGUCAGCUUAUGGGCCAAUUCUAGAGCCAGAAUACAGAGGCGGGACGACUUACCAGUGGUAGAGGCCCAGUUCAUACCACUUCGACGCAAUCUCCUGGAUGACUUUGAGAAAACGGUCAAGCAAGAAAACCAAUGCUACUUGGUGUUUGAGACUCUCCGAAUCUCAGCUCUCCCGAUUGAAUACGUCGCUAUGGCAUACAAUCUGCCUGCUAUCAUGUACCGACUUGAGUCAAACUUGAUCGCUUUGGAUGCUUGCAAGGAGCUUGGUCUGGAUAUCCGUGCUGAUCUCGCUCUUGAAGCAAUGACAAAGGAUAGUGACAGCACAGAAGAGUAUGCGGAAGAGCAGGCCAACUUACAGAAGGCUACGGGACACAACUACGAACGUUUGGAGUUUCUAGGAGACUCGUUCCUAAAACUAAGUACGACGAUAUCGCUCUUCUCACAAGUCCCUGAAGGCGACGAGUUCCGAUACCACGUAGACCGCAUGGUUCUUGUCUGUAACAGGAAUUUGUUUAACCAAGCUUUAGAACUGAAAAUCGAGGAGUAUAUCCGAUCAAAAUCGUUUGACCGGAGAAAUUGGUAUCCGGAUGGCCUUGAACUCCUCAAGGGCAAGAAGAACACCAGUAUACUCGGCAAGAAGGGUGCUGGCAAGGGGUUUCAUACUCUGGGAGACAAAUCGAUCGCAGACGUUUGUGAGGCGCUGAUCGGUGCGGCGUAUCUAAGUACCUACAAACGGGAUCAAAGUGACUUCAACUUGGCUAUCAAAGCCGUGACCAAGUUCGUCAAGCACAAAUACCACACAAUGACGACAUACGAGGAGUUCUACAAGUCCUACAACGUUCCGGCAUGGCAAGUUGCUGAGCCAACUGCUGUGCACUUGAACUUGGCGAAGAAAAUGGAAGAGCGACUGGGCUACAAGUUCGCGCAUCCCCGUCUUCUGCGGUCCGCCUUCACGCAUCCAUCGUACAGCUCUACGUAUGAGCACAUCCCCCACUACCAGCGCCUCGAGUUUCUCGGUGACGCGCUCCUGGACAUGGUCUGCGUAGACUUCCUGUUCCACCGCUACCUCGGCGCCGACCCCCAGUGGCUCACCGAGCACAAGAUGGCCAUGGUGUCGAACCAGUUCCUGGGCUGCCUAUGCGUCUCGCUGGGUUUACACCGACACCUCGUCCACAUGUCGGGCGCCCUGCCCCACGAAAUCUCAGCCUACGUAACCUCCAUCACCGAAGCCCGCGAGCACGCCGAGCACGAAGCCGAGUCAAACAAACAGGACCGCGCCGCCUACGCGCGCAACUUCUGGGUCGAGGCACCUAAGCCUCCCAAGUGCCUUCCCGACAUCAUUGAAUCCUACAUAGGCGCCGUCUUUGUGGAUUCGAAGUACGACUACAGCCAGGUGCAGCGUUUCUUUGACGCCGAAAUCGUGCCCUACUUUGAGAACAUACACCUCUACGACACGUACGCCAAAAACCACCCUGUCACCUUUCUGACCAACGUCCUUCAGCUGCGCUACCACUGUGCCAACUGGCGCCUCUUGAUCGAGGAAACGGUCGGCGGAGCCUUUGGUAGCGGCAUAUCUGUCACGGACACAGAGGUCAUCUGCGGCGUUAUGGUGCAUGGCCAGGUACGCGAACACGCCAUCGCCGCCAGCGGGAGGCAUGCCAAGAUUGACGCGGCCAAGAAAUUGGUUGCUAGUUUAGACGGCGUAAAGUUGCACGAGUUCAAGGAGAAGUUUCAGUGCGAUUGCACAUAUGAAGAUGCAGAGAAAGCCGACCUGUUGGUGCAUGGGACUGCUAUUUAG
This is a messenger RNA of Pseudomassariella vexata, 4629 nucleotides long. Its product is annotated as RNase3 domain-containing protein. The transcript has 5 exons. Gene Ontology annotation, molecular function: ribonuclease III activity; DNA binding; RNA binding. Bases 1 to 4629 code for a protein of 1542 amino acids. The record is from RefSeq and is a predicted model, not a curated record. Gene Ontology annotation, biological process: siRNA processing. NCBI's taxonomy places the organism in Eukaryota, Fungi, Ascomycota, Sordariomycetes, Amphisphaeriales, Pseudomassariaceae. Gene Ontology annotation, cellular component: nucleus; cytoplasm; RISC complex.